Quercus robur (English oak) is the source of this 1592-nucleotide messenger RNA. Its product is annotated as psbQ-like protein 3, chloroplastic. Gene Ontology annotation, biological process: photosynthetic electron transport chain; photosynthesis. The record is from RefSeq and is a predicted model, not a curated record. Gene Ontology annotation, molecular function: calcium ion binding. The transcript has 4 exons. Lineage: Eukaryota; Viridiplantae; Streptophyta; Magnoliopsida; Fagales; Fagaceae. Gene Ontology annotation, cellular component: extrinsic component of membrane; photosystem II; photosystem II oxygen evolving complex. Bases 467 to 1024 code for a protein of 185 amino acids.
CCAGCCAGGGAGGGCCCGAACAAACAAAGUAAUCUUAAGUUCUUAACAAAAAAAAUGGCCCAAAUAUUUAUAAUUUUAUACCUGAUUCCUGAACCUCAGAACCUGAUACGGUGAGGUGAGGUGAGCAGUUGAGACUUGAGAGAGGCGGAGAGCAGAGAAUCAGAGAGAGGCUGAGGCGGUUCAGCUGGAGACUGGAGACUAGAGAGAGGCGGAGAGCAGAGAGUAGAGAGAAAGGAGGGUGUCGGAGACAGAUAAUUGCAGGUUUCAGUUGAAAAGGAAAUAGGAUCUUUGUCUGAAUUCCAUCUUUUAACCAUUUUCUCUAUAGAUCCUUUCUCUGAUAAUUGAGUGCCAUAAAGGUUGCUUUUAACAAGCAUUUCUUUAAAUCCUUGGACCAUUGUGGAAAUUGAAAUAAUAGAUAUAGAUAGCGAUUAUUAUACCAAAUUAUCUUGUUAAAAUUCACAAGAGGAUGUCAUUUACACCAUUCGUCUUGCAACCCAACCUAUCAUAUUAUCCUCCAACCUUCACCUGCUGUUCAAAACCCUCUUUUAGGUCAAGAGAGAUGCCCCAGAAGGUCCUCGGAUCUAAUUUCAGUAGAAGAAGAGUAGGAGGAAUAGCAGCAAUGGUGUCGAUACUAUUGGCACAAGAAGUGAUUUUUGGUCAAGAGGUUGCAGAGGGAUUUGAACUUAAGAUGGUAGCACCUGGUCAAGCAUUUGAAGAGGCAAUGAGUAAAAUCAGAGGUCAUGCACAAGCUUUGUUACAAAUAAAAUCUCUAAUUGAGUCAGAGUCAUGGGGUGAAGCACAAAAGGUCCUAAGGAAGAACUCAGCCUACCUGAAACAGGACAUAUAUACCAUAAUCCAAGGCAUACCUGGAAAUGAGAGGCCCCAACUAAGGAAGCUGUAUUCCAAUCUCUUCAAUAAUGCCACCAGGCUAGAUUAUGCGGCAAGGGACAAAGAUGCAUCACGUGUCUGGCAGUGCUAUGAUAACAUUGUUGUGGCCCUCAAUGACAUUUUAUCUAGGAUAUAGUCAGAAGAUAAUUACAAGUUCCUCUUUAGAAAAAUCAAAGGACUGAUGUAGAUUGCUAUUAGUUCGUUGAUCAUAACUGGCAUAAGAGUAGCAUCCUAGCAAAACAACAUGCAUUGCUAAUUUGCUAUGAAGGGUUGCUCGCAACCUCAGAUGUUUCACCUGAACUUCCAAAAUGUGAAAGAAAAUGCUAUCUUGAGCUCAACAGAAUACAAAAUGAGGAUAACAACUAAGAAGCAUCGUUUGUGGGACAAAAUGGCUAAUCAGUGACAAGGUACCACUUUUGUAAGUGACAAAUGUGCCAACUUGCUCAUGUACAUAUGAGCACAAUAACCACAUUUGUCACAUGGUGCUAGUUAAAGCAAAGCAGGGGCGUUAGUAUUGGUGGGUACUUUUCCUAAGGCUCUACCAGUGAUCAAUGGGGCCAUGGCCUUGGUCUAACUGGUUUACAAAGAUGGGCCGCUGGCUAUGUGUGGAAUGGGCUUGUCAUCAUUUCUAAUCUGCCCUUUUUGGUAUUUACCCUGAUCUUAGAGAUGGGUUGGGGUUGGGGCCUCCCAUUUUCUUCUCUUAA